Lutra lutra (Eurasian river otter) is the source of this 4003-nucleotide messenger RNA. It is a transcript of the gene ARMC7, whose product is annotated as armadillo repeat containing 7. The transcript is spliced from 3 exons. The record is from RefSeq and is a predicted model, not a curated record. Bases 691 to 939 code for a protein of 82 amino acids. Gene Ontology annotation, molecular function: protein binding. Lineage: Eukaryota; Metazoa; Chordata; Mammalia; Carnivora; Mustelidae.
CUCAGGGCUGGGGAGCAGAAGGUGCCAGGCUCACCGGGCUUUUUGGGAAAGAUCAGAAGAUAGUGUCAAAGGACCCGGACUGGGGUGCAGGGAACUGAUGCCCGCGUUUCAGAUGGGGAGUCCCGGUCGAGGAGGCUGGGUUGCGCCCCCUCGUCAAGUGCAAGGUGCAAAGGUGUCUGGAGGUUCUUCUGCCUCGACACUUCCCCACAUGGGCGCCCUCCGACUCCUCUUGGUUCCCAAGCCCCCUAGUGGGACUCUCUGAAGCAACAUCAACCCUAUAGCACCCUUGCGACCACGGAACCCCUUCAACCAUAGUCCUACGGCACGAAGCGCGCCGCGCACGCGCGCCGAGCUCAGCGACAGCCCCGCCUCUAGCUUGCCUCGACCCGCCUCUUCCGCCCCCUGGGGCGGGGGCUAAACGUGGCUUCCGCCGGAAACCUAGAAUCCAGCCGAAAAUCAAGCUCAGAAGCUGCUGUCUGGGUGGUGCUCCUGGCUCUUUCUCGUUUCCCGUUUCCAAGUUUAGGUUUUCACGCCCACCUCUAAGAGGGUCCUGAGACCCCCACGCCACCCCCCACAUUCCAGCUUCGGCAGCAAAUUACUGCAGAACCUGAAGUCAGGGAAGGAACCCGUUUCCGUCCUCACUUCCCACAGUCUCCUGCCCUUCUCCCCGGCCCCUCUGCCGCCCUGACCAUGGCCCAGAAGCCGAAGGUAGACCCCCACGUCGGGCGCCUGGGAUACCUGCAGGCACUGGUUACGGAAUUCCAGGAGACGGAGAGCCAGGACGCCAAGGAGCAAGUACUGGCCAACCUCGCCAACUUCGCCUAUGAUCCCAGUAACUACCCGUAUCUGCGGCAGCUGCAGGUCCUUGAUUUAUUCCUCGAUUCCCUGUCGGAGGAGAAUGAAACCCUGGUGGAGUUUGCAAUUGCUUCUGCCAUAUGAGUGGUGACAGUGGUCCCUGCGACACACAGCCUCCACCAAGGAGUGAUGGAGCUCCUCCAGCUCAAGCUUUGGACGGGUGCAAACUUGGAUAAAAGGAGCAGUCCCCCACAAAAAGUUUGUGCAGAUCAGGAACUUGCCCAGGGCAAGAGUACUCUUAAGACCCUGGGCUGCUGAGUGGGAGACUUGGGCCUGGCCUGGGUUCUUGCUCUCCUGGGCAGCCUCCCAGAGUGGGUGAUGCAUCUGUCCCUUCUCUGAGAUCCGUCUCCUCACCUUGCUUGCCCUGCAUUGCAGGACUGUCGUGGGGAGCAGAAUGGGCUCCAUGAAGGUACUGGCUGGUCACUUUCUUAGUAUCUUCAUCCCCAGUUUUCCUUUUCCCUGCCGCUUUUCCUCAUUUUCUCUUCCUUUCCUUCAACCGGCACAAGGUUCCUAAUCCCCAGAGUAGUCGCUUUCUCAGCCUUGAAUCCCUCCAUGGGAUUGUCUGCAGAGUAAAUUUCUCUUGUAUUUUUUGUGCAUGACUUACGAGGAGAGGCCCAGUAGUACUUAGAUGCAUAUUUUGUUACUGCUGUCAUUUCCUUUUCUCUGCAUGUCGCUGGCCCUGAAUGGGAAACACUGUCAGGUGCCUUUUUGGCUAAUAGGCUCUGUGUUGUGCUUUUGUAGCUUUGACUCUUUUAUCUCUGGUGGCAGGGAUGAAAUUUAUCUCCACGAGGGCAGAGCUCAGCUUUGCUUAUCUCUGCGGUAGAGGAGAGAAGGGCCUAGAAGGUGUGGAGUAUGGGCCCUAACUCAGUGCUGUAGCCCUGAGCAGGACUGAUUCUGGAGUGACCGCAGAGAGGAGAGCUGGUUUAGAUCACCUUGGGCUCGCAGAACCAAAACUAGUGUCUCUUGGUUGGCAGGGAGCACAGUGAGUUUGAUAAGAGCUGGGCUUUAGGGUCAGGCAGGUCUGGGUCCAAGUCCUCGCUCUCCCACUUAACUCUGGGCAUGUGAUUUCCUUUCUCUGGUCAUCUGUUAGGUGGGGCAUCUGCCUUGCGGAAUUGUUGAGAGAAUUAAAUGAGACAAAGUGUCUGCAGCUUCAGGAUCCUCUAGGCCUCCACCCAAGGGCCUGGUGUUCAGGCCCUUUUGAGGAUAAACAGUUUUCUCAUGUCUCAAAGAGGUGAGGUGGGAUGGCUUACUGUAGCCAGUCUCCUAGUUACAGAGCCGGUGCUCUGGGACUUAGAAGGACUUACAGUACUAGCUAGCACUUUCAGAGCACCCUCUGUGUGCCCAGUUCUGGCUCCUGUACUUUGUCACCUUUGACCCUGAGACACACUAAAAGUAGGUGUGCUCAGAACCUCCAUUUUCGGGGUGCCUGGGUGGCUCAGUGGGUCGUGAUCUCAGGGUCCUGGGAUCGAGCCCUGCAUCGGGCUCUCUGCUUGGUGGGGAGCCUGCUUCCCACCCCCCUCUCUGCCUGCCUCUCUGCCUACUUGUGAUCUCUCUCUCUCUCUCUCUGUGUCAAAUAAAUAAAUAAAAUCAUUUAAAAAAAAAAAAAAAAAACCUCCAUUUUCCGUGCGGAGUCUGAAGCUUAGGAAGGAUCAGUGGGUCAGCCAAAGGUUUAAAGAUGGCCAGCCUGGAACGGAAACCCAAGGCUGUCAGAUUCUAGAAGAGAACACAGGAGUUCCCCCAUUCCGUGGAUUGUGCAUUGUGAAAGCUUGCAAGGCACUGCAGACCCUCCAUUUCACUGAUGAGGAAACUGAGGCAUGGACCACCCAGCCUCAGCUGAUUAGUGGCAGGUCAGGGUCAGAACGCGGGCUUCCAUCCAUCCUCACAGCCCAGCACGAUCGCAGGCAUCUUUCCAGGUGGUGCUGAUGCGUUCAGCUCUGAGAUAAGACCUCUCCUAUCACACGGCCCUGCCGGCUCUGAGGGCUGAAAGCAGCCACAGUCACUCACCGGUGGCAAGCUGGUGUGCCUGACUGUUGACUUCUGGGGAGGCCACUUCCCGUGACCCCUCAGACACCCUGGGCAGGAUAAGUGUAGCCUUCAAGAUGAAUCUGGUUACCAGGAUUGCCAGUAACACGCAGGGCUUUUUGAGUCUCUGUACCUUCCCCUUUCUUGACCUUUUGUGGAUUUGCACAUUUAGAACAAUUGUAGAGCUGUUUUACCCUUUUGUUGUCGUCCUGCUAGGGCUCUGUAUGUGUCACCAACCACAAGGCCCGUAGUACUAAAUCCUCUUUACGUGUGAGGAAACAAGUCCUCAGUGAGGUUAGGUGUGUUGUCUGAGGCUCCCACUGUUCGUGAUGACUGGAGCCAGGAAUUUACCCAUCCUGCCUGGAUCCAAAUUCUGUCCCCAGGGGCCCUGGCUGACGGAGCCAAGACUCAAACUCCAGAGUGUCCUCUUUCCUUGUUCUUUCUUUCCACCACACCUUGCACUUUCACACUGUCCUCCAGGUGUUUCUGGUGGGAAUUCAUCCCUGCUCCUACUGGUGGUGCUCACAGUUCAGGCCACGUCUGAUUGGUAACUAAGAGAAACUGCCACUGGGAGGCCAUACUGGUUGGCCCCUGCUUGGGGUCAGGGGGAUGGGAGUGGGAGAAUUAUGAAGGACCAGCUAUAAAGCCAGGAUCUCAGUAAAUACCCAAGUGGGUGAAAGAAUUUGGGGCUCUUGCUCCAAAUAAAAACUCAGACAGCCUUUGGCAUUUAUUUGGGAAUGUUUGCCCAAAGCACUGUUGGUUGAUUCUCAGGUGUUCUGUACGCAGCCUAUGCGUCUCUCCUAGAUGCUGUAUGGAGAUAGAAUGGAACCAGGAGAGAACUCUCUGCCUCCAUGAAAACUGGUUGAAUCCUAGGAUUUCACAGAAUACUUGGCAGUUUUGUUACUAAAACAGGAUUCAAGUAGGUGGCCUCCCAGAAUUCAUGUUAAAUUGUUUUCCUGCGUUCUAUUUCCUGCAAUACAUAUAGUUGCCACCAGAUGGUGGUGGUGCUCAGAAAAAGACUGGUAGGGGCACCUGGGUGGCUCCGUCAUUAAGCCACUGCCUUCUGCUCAGGUCAGGAUCCCAGGGUCUUGGGAUGGAGCACCACAUCAGUCUCCCUGCUCAGCGG